Messenger RNA from Meira miltonrushii, 2079 nucleotides. RefSeq names its product TPR-like protein. The transcript has a single exon. The record is from RefSeq and is a predicted model, not a curated record. NCBI's taxonomy places the organism in Eukaryota, Fungi, Basidiomycota, Exobasidiomycetes, Exobasidiales, Brachybasidiaceae. Gene Ontology annotation, molecular function: protein binding. The coding region runs from base 211 to 1929 and encodes 572 amino acids.
CAAGCACUGUGCCUUGAAAGCAAAACUCGGCCGCUUAAGAAGUUUUAUCGGAAAUAUUGUCCAGGGUGUCAGCACCGCGUUUACAAGCCCGAGAGGAAAGGGUAAUAUAACAGUCUUAACCUUGUGCUAACAUUAUUUCAAGGUUCAGUUUGCAUCAAAUCAAUUUGUGAUCUUGACUUUGACAAUUUGGUCACUCUCUACAUAGCAAAGAUGGAUUGGGAAUCACAAGACACAGAGUUCCAUGAUGCCAGCGAAGUGAACGGAGAUGUGAACAUGAUGAAUGGAGAUGCGACACCUAAUCAUGAUCAAAGUUCAUCAUCAAAUGGCGGCAAUGGCAAAGCAACACAAAAGAAAGGGCCAACAGAAGAAGAACGAGAAAAGGCAAAAGAAGUCAAAGAACAAGGUAAUAAAGCAUUCAAAGACAAACGAUUGUCUGAGGCUGUUCGAUUGUACACCGAAGCGAUCGAAUUGGAUCCUAGCGAACCUUCUUAUUUGACAAAUCGGGCUGCUGCUAAUAUGGGAUUGGAAAAAUAUCAAUCUGCAUUGGAAGAUUGUAAUCGGGCAGGUGCAAUGCAAGAAUCCGAGCCGAAUGCAAAGACCCUAACCCGUUUAGCAAGAUGUCACUUUCAACUCGGUAACCUUGAUGCGGCAAAAUCAACGAUCAAUAGAGCUUUAAAUGCAUCUUCAUCAGAUCCAGCAGCAAAACAAUUAUCAGAAAAGAUUGAUAGAACUUCUUCACAUAUCGCAAGUUUCCAAAAAUAUCGUGAUGAAAAAUCAUAUCAGAUGGCCAACAUCGCAUUGGAUAAAGCUUCAAACGAGAUUUCUUCUCUGCCUCUUUCGUGGCGAUUGAUGAGAUCCGAUUUGAUGCUCAGAAGAGGACAUUUGGAUGAAGCACACAACCUGAUCAGUAAUACGCUACGAUUGCAUACAAACGAUCCCGAAGGACUGGUUUUACGAGGAAAGAUUUUGUUGGCCAAAUCGGGCGAUCUGAGUAAAGCUUUGAGUCACGCCCAAGCUGCUCUUUCAUCAGAUCCAGAGAACAAACAAGCGAUCCGAUUGCUAAGAACAUGUCGAAAGCUCGAACUAGCAAAAGAAAAAGCAAAUGCUUCAUUCAAAGGUGGAGAUACGGAAGAUGCGAUUGCACUAUACACCGAAGCGAUCCAAUUAGCAGAAGAACAAAUCACGCCAGAAGAAGGUGCAGCGAAAGGGUUCUGCGCAGUGAUUUACUCUAAUCGUGCAACAGCAAAUGCCAAAUUAGGAAAGCAUGAAGAAGCGGUUGAUGAUUGUACUAAAUCGCUUGAGUUGAAUGACGGAUCGGUAAAAGCAUUGCGGAUACGAGCACGAUCUUAUUUGGUCAUUGAAAAAUACGAAGAGGCUGUGUCAGAUUUCAAAAAGGCAAUUGAAGAAACCCCUUCGGACGAAUCAACAGAAGCACUCAAACGUGAAUUACGUUCAGCCGAAAUUGAUCUGAAGAGAAGCAAGAAGAAGGAUUACUAUAAAAUCUUGGGAGUAACAAAGACUGCAACAGCAGUUGAGAUCAAGAAAGCAUACCGAAAAGAAAGUUUGAAGCAUCAUCCCGAUAAAGGUGGAGAUGAAGAAAAAUUCAAGCUUUGCAAUGAAGCUUUUGGAGUUUUGUCCGAUGAUCAAAAGAGGCGAAGGUAUGAUAUGGGCGCAGAUGAUGCUGAUUCAGAUCUCUCCGGUGGAAUGGGCGGCGGUUUUGGUGGUGGCUUUGGUGGCGCAGAGGUCAACUUAGCUGACUUGUUCGCUCAAGGUGGAAUGGGAGGUGGUAUGGGCAUGGGAGGCGGAAUGGGAGGCAUGGGCGGCUCUCCUUUCUCCUCAUUUGGCGGUGCAGGUGGACCUUUUGGAGGUGGUGGAGCAGGUGCAGGUGGUAGAAGAUAUAGACAGCCAGGCGGCUUUUCUUUCCAAUGAUUCAUCUUUCUUCAUGCUUCAUGAUAUUCUCUAUUCAUCAUUGACCGUGUACAUCUAUAAUCUUAGCACAAAAAACUAAACAAUCGCCUUUAGAGCAUAUUUCCAUCAUUUUUUGGUAGACUUCACUACAAUGAGAUGAUCAUUCAAAUG